Messenger RNA from Trichoplax adhaerens, 342 nucleotides. RefSeq lists its product as uncharacterized. NCBI's taxonomy places the organism in Eukaryota, Metazoa, Placozoa, Uniplacotomia, Trichoplacea, Trichoplacidae. Bases 1 to 342 code for a protein of 113 amino acids. The transcript has 2 exons. Gene Ontology annotation, cellular component: endoplasmic reticulum membrane; COPII-coated ER to Golgi transport vesicle; Golgi membrane. The record is from RefSeq and is a predicted model, not a curated record. Gene Ontology annotation, biological process: endoplasmic reticulum to Golgi vesicle-mediated transport.
AUGGAAGGCACUGGUCUAGUAGCGCUUGUAGCUAAACCUGUCUUGUACAAUUGUACUACAAUAUUUGAGCCAGCAUUGCCAUUGGCAAGGACAACAACUGGAAGAAGGAAGAAGCCUUGGAUUAAUCAAAGACCGAUGGCUUUCACUUUAUACGCCUUGUUAGAAGCGGCUCUGCUAUGUAUUAAUGCCAUUGCUAUCUUGAAUGAAGAACGAUUUUUAGCCAAAGUCGGUUGGUCCUCAUCUCAACCUCAAGGAUAUGGCGAAGAAGAAGGGGUCAAGAGUAAACUUAUGAACGUUAUUAAAUCAGUGCAAACAUUACUAAGAAGUGAGUACAAAGAAUAA